AUGCCGCUCUCGACUUCGAGCUCCCAGUUGUUCCGACGCGCGCAAUUGCUUCAACGCUGCCACUAUAUUCAAUCCCCCAUUGGUAGCCGAUACCAUGGCCGUCUAUCCACCUCUCUGGCAUCUCAAUUGAACCCGACAAAGCCAACGGGCUCUUCCUCUCCUUUACAUCUUCACACUGCGAAAUCAUUGGCGAUUAUAUCGCGGCAUAAUGGGCAGGGAUAUUACUCCACGGCGACAGCCACCUCCAUCGACGCCAAUUCGAAGGAACCCAAUCCGGCCACUCAUUAUGUCCCGCCCCAGACGGGUCUGGUUGCCUUGUUACCCAAGUCAUGGAUCCCUUAUGCCGAAUUGGUCCGCUUGGACAAGCCCACGGGCACCUACUAUCUCUUCUUCCCAACCCUCUUUUCCACCCUUCUCGCCGCUCCAAUGGCCGGUGUAGCACCGCUGCAGGUUCUGGGCACGGUUGGGCUCUUUUUCACUGGCGCCUUGAUUAUGCGGGGUGCAGGAUGCGCGAUCAAUGACCUAUGGGACCGAAAUCUAGACCCCCAUGUGGAACGCACCAAGUUCCGACCUAUUGCCCGUGGAGCAAUCUCGCCUCGGAAUGCAAUCUGGUUCACGGGGAGUCAACUGCUAGCGGGACUCGGAGUUCUCCUUCAGUUCCCCUCCCAAUGCCUCUGGUACGGCAUCCCGAGUCUGCCCAUUGUCGUGGCUUACCCUCUGGCCAAGCGAGUCACCAACUACCCUCAGGCAGUCCUAGGCCUCGCCUUCUCAUGGGGCGCUAUCAUGGGCUUCCCGGCUCUGGGAGUUGAUUUGCUUGCCAACCAUGACGCUCUGAUGGCUGCGGGGGCAUUAUAUACCAGCUGUAUUUCCUGGGCUGUUUUGUACGAUAUGAUCUACGCACAUAUGGAUAUCAAGGAUGACGUCGCUGCCGGCAUCAAAUCCAUCGCCCUGCGUCACGAGCACAACACCAAGGCCGUUCUUAGUGGGUUGGCGGUUGCCCAGGUAUCUCUCCUCGGUGCGGCGGGCAUUGCUAUGGGCUGUGGACCCGUCUUUUUUGCUGGCAGCUGCGGCAGCGCCAUUCUUACUCUGGGCUUGAUGAUCUGGAAGGUCCAGCUGAAGAGCGUUUCCAACUGCUGGUGGUGGUUCAAGAAUGGAUGUCUAUUGACGGGCGGUGGCAUUAGCUUGGGACUUGUCGGGGAGUAUGCUGCGCAGGACUUUGGGUUGUAUGAUAAAAGGGAGCUCUCGAAGUCCGAGUGA
Penicillium daleae is the source of this 1257-nucleotide messenger RNA. RefSeq names its product putative para-hydroxybenzoate-polyprenyltransferase Coq2. The coding region runs from base 1 to 1257 and encodes 418 amino acids. Gene Ontology annotation, biological process: ubiquinone biosynthetic process. The record is from RefSeq and is a predicted model, not a curated record. Gene Ontology annotation, cellular component: mitochondrial inner membrane. Gene Ontology annotation, molecular function: 4-hydroxybenzoate polyprenyltransferase activity. NCBI's taxonomy places the organism in Eukaryota, Fungi, Ascomycota, Eurotiomycetes, Eurotiales, Aspergillaceae. The transcript has a single exon.